AUUCUUCAGUCAGUACUCAGUACUCAGUACCUAGUCUUCCUCCUUCAGUCUCUUAAUAGUUAUUUACCUAAGACCACACAAAGUAGUUUUCUGAGCCAAGUUAAACAAGGGUUCUGUCUCAACUAGUACAUGGAGUCAUUAAAUACGUCACAUCAUCUCCACUCGUCUUUACUCCUACUCUACGCUAUAUAAAUCAUUGAUAGGAUUGGUUUACGUAGGAAUUGGAGAAAUAUUUCGGCUGGUUCAUCUUCCAAAACUUCAACGUUAGAGAUUGAUCUGGAUUGAUCUGGAUGGGGGCGAAGAGCAAGCGCGAGUUUUUCCUGACUAUUGCGGAUGUAAUCUGGUCCUCAGUGUUUGUAGCUCCGUUCAUUGUACUGUAUUGGAGAGGGGUUUGGGACCUUCUAGAUGAUUUGGUGUACCCAGCACACCAACCUGAGACAGGAUCAACUGAUUCUCCAACCAGAAAUCAACUCUCAGGACUGGUUUGCUACCUUGUGGGACUCAUAGUCAGAAUAAUCCUUGAUCUCGCCAAAUAUCACAUUGCAGAGUUUCUCGAUGAAAAACAUCCUGUCGUGAAAGCUCUGGGUGGUUGGAUAUACACAGGAAUAUUUGCAUUCGCUGGUGUUUCUUUCUGGCGGGGGAUAUGGUAUCUUAUGGAUCUAGAUGUAGGAGAGAAGAAGCUUCAGUUAUCCCUUGUACUUAUCGGCAGCCUUGUUUUGUUUUUGAUGAGUAAAGUCUCAAGAUCCUUAAUCUCUGCUCCUCUCUCUCUUUGUUUCGACAGUCACGAGAAUACCUUCCUCAACGCAAAUUACUUCCGACAAACUCCCGAGUCCAAGACUUGGUUCGUUGUCGAUGUUUUAUUCACGAAUAUAGUGAUCAGGCAGCUUAUUGUGUUCUGUUGGUGGUCGUUGUGGUCCUUGGAGAAUAUCUUCCUCAUCAACAACGUCAUCGGUGUAAAGGAUAAUGAGGUAUCUUGGGACUCCAUCAUCCUCGGGUACUUCACCACCAUCAUCGCCUUCGGUAUGGAUAAGAUGCUCUUGGCCUCCACGACAAGGAAGCAAUAUAUCACCAAACCCCUUCAGUAUCUUACCACGCUGAUCGCAUUCUUCGCCAGUGUAAACGUGUGGCGCGGCAUUUGGAGUCUCUACGAUAAUUAUCUGUUUCCCAGCGUGGAUAAGGAUUUGAACUACAUCGUGAGUGCCGUCUUAGGAUUCUUGGUUCUCUCCAUCACUCUUCUCUCUAACUCCGUGUGUAAUGAUCAGAUCGCUUCUGAUAUGGACGAAGGAGAGAUAGUUUGCAUUAAGUAUUGGAGACUCCUAAACAAACAAUCUCUAGAAAACGAAGAAUUAGUUCCUAUUCUAGAGUAAAACACAUAUUUCAGCGGUUUUUCCGAUUUUUAGAAAAUUUGCCAAAUUGUGAUAUUAUUUACAAUGUUAGAAAAUUUGAGAUAUUUUAUUUUACGGACUAAAUUACAUUUUUUAGAUUUCA
Eurytemora carolleeae is the source of this 1488-nucleotide messenger RNA. RefSeq lists its product as uncharacterized. Lineage: Eukaryota; Metazoa; Arthropoda; Copepoda; Calanoida; Temoridae. The record is from RefSeq and is a predicted model, not a curated record. The transcript has 3 exons. The coding region runs from base 291 to 1367 and encodes 358 amino acids.